Molecule: messenger RNA, 2193 nt
Organism: Nymphalis io (European peacock)
Lineage: Eukaryota; Metazoa; Arthropoda; Insecta; Lepidoptera; Nymphalidae
Gene: Hibch
Product: 3-hydroxyisobutyryl-CoA hydrolase, mitochondrial
Exons: 4
Coding region: 222-1319 (365 amino acids)
Biological process (GO): L-valine catabolic process
Cellular component (GO): mitochondrion
Molecular function (GO): 3-hydroxyisobutyryl-CoA hydrolase activity
Source: RefSeq, a predicted model, not a curated record
AAGAUAACCAAAUUAUUAAUUCAUUAUUCAUUUGUUUCAAUUGGAACUUGUUAGUGAUGUUUUUUGUCACUAAAAUUGUACAUUAAGACUGAGUAUAUAAUAUAAAAGAUUAUUUCAUUUUCAAUUGUUCCGGCUUGUUGAAAAACACUUUUUCAGUUUUGAGUUGUCCAGUUCAUGAAUAUUAAUUGUUGUUAAAUAUAUAGUUAAGUCACUAGUUCAAAAUGUUUAAUUUGAGAAUAUUACCGCAGAGAGCAUCUCUUAUAAAACGUACAAUGUCGAGUCAAGAAGCAGAUGUAUUAUUUGAAACAAUUAAUAAUGCAGGCAUUAUCACAUUAAAUAGGCCGAAAGCUUUGAAUUCUUUGAACACAUCCAUGGUAUCUAAGUUACUUCCACAAUUGCGUGAAUGGGAGAACAGCAAAAAUUUAGUAAUAAUUAAAGGUGCUGGAGAAAAAGCAUUUUGUGCAGGAGGCGAUGUGAAAUUAGCAAUUGAUAGGGUGGAAGGUCCAAGAUUCUUCCACACUGAGUAUAAUGUAAAUUACCUUAUUGGGAAGUAUAAAAUUCCAUACAUCGCAUUUAUAAAUGGAAUCACUAUGGGUGGAGGACUAGGACUAUCUGUCCAUGGGAGGUAUAGAGUUGCUACUGAGAAAACAAUGAUUGCAAUGCCCGAGACUAAGAUAGGACUGUUUCCGGAUGUUGGUGGUUCUUAUUUCCUGCCAAGGCUUCAAGUUAAUUUAGGGUUAUACCUGGGUUUGACUGGUGAUAGGUUAAAAGGCAAAGAUGUUGUAAAAGCAGGUAUUGCUACUCACUUUGUAUCUAGCAAACGGUUGUAUGAAUUAGAGAAACUGUUGUUAAGAUGCACCAGUGAAAUGGAAAUACAUUCUUUACUAAACAAGUUCAAUGAACCUCCAGAAGAAUUUUCACUAGCUCCAAACAUUAAACAUAUUAACUACUGUUUUGCUGCUUCCACUGUCGAAGAGAUCAUUGAGAGACUUGAAAAAGUUCAAAAUGAAUGGUCUGUUAAGACAUUAGAGACACUUCAUCAAAUGUGCCCUGGCUCACUUAAAAUUACAAUGAGAGCAUUACAAAGAGGAGCACAGCUGGAGUUGCCUCAAUGUCUUAAAAUGGAAUAUCGUCUUGCUUGCCGAGCAACUGAGAAUCAUGACUUCCCUGAAGGAGUACGAGCUCUUCUUGUCGACAAGGACAACAACCCCCAGUGGAAGCCAAAAACCUUAGCGGAGGUGGAUGAUGAUUACGUAGAGAACUAUUUUAAGAAGCUUCCAGAAGAUAAAGAGCUCAAAUUCUUUGAUGCUAAACUUUAAACUCUAAGUUUAAGCCAAAAAAUGUUAUUAUGUUAAAUUGCAUAUUAUACUCCUGCCAUAUAGAAAGUCAGUGAUAAUUAAUUACUUUUACAAGUUUUACAAGUAGUAUACUAAAAUAAAAACUAGAUAUUUCGGAUAUUAUUAUAAUACUGUUAUUAGCGAACUUCGAAAAGAUUGAUUUUAAUGAAUAGAUAUACAUUCAUGGUGGCCCCGUGUGAAUUAGAGGCAAAGAAAUUCACUAUUUAGUGGUGCAGUUUAUUUCAACACUAUGUAUAAAAUGGUGAAUACAAUUUAAUUAAAAAUCAUACCAAAUUUUUUACUAAAACUUAAAAUGAAAUCCAUCUUCAAUAACUUGCCGCCAAGUUAAUUUUAAAUGUAAAUAAUAUGGGUCUUCAUAUUUUUUAUUAUAAUUAAUUGUUUCAACAUAUAUAAAGGAUACUUAUAUAACAAUAUCUAGCUGGGAUGUUAAAUAAUGCAGGGUAUGUUAUAUACUUAAAAGUUUAAGUGAAAUAACUCGAAAUAAAGAUCUAAAUCAUUAAAUUAAUCUUAUGUUUUAUGCUAAAUUAUAUAGCCAUCUCAAGUGUCUUAUUAGUUUUAUGUGAUAAUAUUAGGUUGGUAUUGUUUGUUUUAUAAAUGUAAUAUAUAAAUAAUAUUCUUUUAAGUAAGUUUUUAAAUGAAACAAUAAUAAAUAUUUACUACAAGUGUAAUUUAAAAGUAUUUUUACAUGUUUUUAAAAAAUAUUUACCGUGAAUGUUAGGUGUUUUUAUUGGCUGUGCUAUUAUACGAAUAUUAUCAAAUCAUAUGCGGGCAUUUAUUUUUGUAUCUUUAUAAUGUACUCUUACAUAUUGUUUAGACUAUAAUAUAAAACAGGUAA